This is a messenger RNA of Penicilliopsis zonata CBS 506.65, 3350 nucleotides long. RefSeq lists its product as hypothetical. Gene Ontology annotation, biological process: mRNA 3'-end processing by stem-loop binding and cleavage. NCBI's taxonomy places the organism in Eukaryota, Fungi, Ascomycota, Eurotiomycetes, Eurotiales, Aspergillaceae. The record is from RefSeq and is a predicted model, not a curated record. The transcript is spliced from 2 exons. Bases 160 to 3264 code for a protein of 1034 amino acids. Gene Ontology annotation, cellular component: mRNA cleavage and polyadenylation specificity factor complex. Gene Ontology annotation, molecular function: RNA binding.
UAUUCAGUCGCCCGGGUUGAUCUUCGCAGCUCUUGUCGAUUACCUCGUGCUCAGUCCGGGAGAUGCACUUGCUCAGACGCUUCCAGGGUUCCGUUUGACCCGACUGAGCCAAUCCUUCUUCCUCGAACCCCCGGUUUUACGCGGUUCCCCAUCGAGAAGAUGUUCACGUUCACGCCCCUACUGGGGGCGCAAUCAUCGUCGUCCAAGGCAUCUCAAUCGAUUCUGGAGCUGGAUGGUGGGAUCAAGAUCCUUGUUGAUGUUGGCUGGGACGACACCUUUGAUACUCUCGAUCUAGUCGAGCUGGAGAAACAAAUCCCGACUCUAUCCCUGAUCCUCUUAACACACGCAACACCUGCACAUAUCGGAGCCUUUGCGCAUUGCUGCAAGGUCUUCCCGCUCUUUACACAAAUCCCGGUCUACGCGACCAGUCCUGUCAUCGCCCUCGGCCGCACCCUCCUUCAAGAUCUCUAUGCGUCGUCACCAUUGGCUGCGACAUUCCUACCAAAGGCGUCAAUAUCUGAACCAGGAGCGUCUACGGCGACUGCUUCCACGGCGGCGGCUGCGGACCCAGCCACCGGUGACAGGGAAGCAGGCUCGGCCAACGCCGGGCGGAUUCUCCUCCAGCCGCCUAGUGCGGAGGAAAUCGCAAGAUAUUUCUCCCUCAUACAUCCUCUGAAAUACUCGCAACCACAUCAACCGCUACCGUCUCCGUUUUCGCCGCCCCUCAACGGUCUGACGCUUACGGCCUACAAUGCUGGCCAUACUGUCGGAGGCACAAUAUGGCACAUCCAACACGGGAUGGAGUCCAUCGUGUAUGCUGUCGACUGGAACCAGGCUCGCGAAAGCGUCGUCGCAGGCGCUGCCUGGUUUGGAGGCUCCGGGGCCAGCGGGGCCGAUGUGAUCGAGCAGCUACGCAAACCGACUGCUCUCGUCUGCAGUACCAAGGGGGGUGAUAAAUUUGCAUUGCAUGGCGGACGCAAGAAGCGCGACGAUAUCCUUCUCGAUAUGAUACGGAGCUGUAUCGCUAAAGGAGGCACCGUGUUGAUUCCUACAGAUACCUGCGCGCGAGUGCUGGAGCUGGCGUAUGCGCUGGAGCAUGCAUGGCGCGAGGCUGCAGCCGACGGGGACAAUGACAAUGUGCUGAAAAAUGCUUCACUCUAUCUCGCCGGGCGAAAGGCGAAUACCACAAUGCGGCUCGCCAGAAGCAUGUUGGAGUGGAUGGACGAAAACAUCGUCCGCGAAUUCGAGGCGGCAGAAGGUGGGGAUGCAGCGACCAGAGGCGAUGCGCAACGAAAUGCAGAGAGCCAAGGUGCAGCCAAAGGUGUCGGCCCUUUUACUUUCAAGCACCUGAAAACCGUGGAACGGGAAAAGAAACUGGAGAAGAUCCUUACCGAUCAGACCCCCAAGGUGAUUCUGGCGUCUGACCAGUCGCUGGACUGGGGUUUCGCCAAGGAGUCUUUACGGCUGGUUGCAGAGGGGCCCAACAACUUGCUGCUACUCACGGAGUCCUUCCAUCAAUCUAAGCCCUCGGAGGAUUCCUCCGGCCCAGGCCCUCAGAGAGAGACCCUGGGGCGAAUGAUUUGGCAGUGGUAUGAAGAGCGGAGAGACGGGGUCGCGCUAGAGACCGCCUCGGACGGUGAGCUGCUAGAACAAGUACACGGCGGCGGCAGGGAGCUCUCGUGGACAGAAGUGGAACGCGAGCGUCUUGACGCGGGUGACCAGAUCCUCUACCAACAAUAUCUUGCUACCAAGAGACAGCUCCAAGACACCACCCAAUCCCGGGGCCAGGAGAACUUGGACACCACAGCCGAUCCCCUCGAUGACCGGUCCAGCUCUACCUCCUCUGAGGAUUCCGAGUCCGAACAACAAGGCAGAGCCCUCAAUUUCUCCACCUCCCUGGCUCAUUCCAAUCGAAACAAACUGGGUCUCAGCGAUGCAGACCUAGGGAUCAACGUUCUACUGCGGCGGCAAAACGUGUACGACUACGAUGUGCGUGGGAAAAAGGGCCGCGAACGAAUGUUCCCCUACGUUGCCCCUCGAAAGAGAGGCGAUGAAUACGGCGAAUUCAUCCGACCCGAGGAAUACCUGCGCGCAGAGGAACGUGAGGAAGCCGACCUGCAGCAGCACGCGUCUGACACUCGGGGCGAAAAUAAGCUGGGGCAAAAGCGGCGGUGGGACGAGGCCGGUCCGAACGGGCGCAAGCUCUCCAGUGGCGGACACAAACGCCACCAUGCUGCCCGGGACGGUCUCGCGAAGGACGGCGGUGCGACAGAUGAAGACACCCUCGGUCUUACCGAUAACCUGAGCGACGGCUUUGAUGGUGCCGCGUCGUCGGAUGAGGGGGCCGAGGCGGAUCCCCAGCCCUUUGAAGGUCCCGCCAAGGCGAUCUUCAAGACCGCGACGAUCACCAUCAACGCACGCCUGGCCUUUGUGGACUUUAUGGGCCUGCACGACAAGCGCAGCCUGGAGAUGCUCAUCCCGCUCAUCCAGCCUCGGAAGUUGAUUCUCGUCGGCGGCAUGAAAGAGGAGACAAGCGCGCUGGCAGCGGAGUGUCAGAAGCUGCUCGCCGUCAAGGUAGACGGCGGCAACCAGGAUUCCUCCUCGUCCGCCGACUCAGCUAUCAUCUUCACGCCGGUUAACGGCGAGUCCGUGGACGCCAGCGUCGACACGAACGCCUGGAUGGUCAAGCUGAGCACCAGCCUGGUCCGUCGGCUCAAAUGGCAGCACGUGCGCAAUCUCGGGGUCGUGACCCUAACGGCGCAACUCCGCGGGCCCCAAUCCGACCAACCUGCCGUAUACGAGGAGGAUUUCUCGCCGGCGGACUCGUCGAGCAAGAAUAAGAAGAUGAAGCUGCUGCAGGACGAAGCCGGCACAGCCGCAGCAUCAUCCGCAGCCGCCCCCAUCGACGAGGUCAAGCCCACACCCGACAAGCCGGACGCCUUCCCCACGCUGGACGUCCUCCCCGCCAAUGUCGCGGCUGGCACUCGGUCCAUGACGCGCCCUCUCCACGUAGGCGACCUUCGACUCGCCGAUUUGCGCAAGAUUAUGCAGGCCUCCGGCCACAAGGCUGAGUUCCGCGGCGAAGGUACCCUGCUGAUCGACGGGCUAGUCGCCGUGCGCAAGUCCGGCACGGGCAGGAUCGAGAUCGAGGCCGCAACGCACGCCGCUGCGCCCAAUCAGUUGCCCAUGGGCCAUGCCUCUGGAACGUUCCUCGCGGUCAAGACCAAAAUCUACGAGGGACUUGCCGUUGUGGCGGGGACUUGAGAAGGCCUGGGGGUGGGGGGGGGUUGUUUUUGAUACAAUGAUAUUCAACUAUUCUACAGUGACAAUAAUAUCCGUGUACCUAUACG